Molecule: messenger RNA, 494 nt
Organism: Brassica napus (rape)
Lineage: Eukaryota; Viridiplantae; Streptophyta; Magnoliopsida; Brassicales; Brassicaceae
Product: mitochondrial import receptor subunit TOM6 homolog
Exons: 2
Coding region: 84-248 (54 amino acids)
Cellular component (GO): mitochondrial outer membrane translocase complex
Source: RefSeq, a predicted model, not a curated record
GCAAAUCGAUCGAGGGUUAGGGUUUUAGAAUCUUAGAAAAGCUUUGUUUUCUGAAGAGAGAGAGACAAGAAGAAACAGCAGUCAUGUUUUCUGGAAUGUUCAUGGAGAAGCCAGACAAAGCCGUGGCUUUGAAGCAGCUACGGACCCAUGUUGCUCUGUUCGGCGGCUGGGUUGUGGCCAUCCGUGCUGUUCCGUACGUCCUCUCGUAUUUCUCAGAUUCCAAGGAGGAGCUUAAGCUCGACUUCUAAGACUCUGAUUCUCAGUGUUGAAGCGGUUGAUAUUUAGAUGCACUGUGUGGCAAUGGAAGACAGACAUUGUUUUUGGCGUAUUUGCAAUUUUCUUUAGACUUGAAAUAACCAAGCUGUGAGAAAUAAAAGUUAUUAUAGUGAUGUACUUUUGCUAUUCGUUUGUUACUUUGGUUUCUCAUCUCUCAUAUCCUUUCUUCUCUUCUGAUUUAUUGGAAAGAGUACUAUGAGCGUGGUCGUUAUAAAUCA